AGAAAUUCUUAUCGCUAGACUUCUAAUUAAACAACCACUAACCGUUCACACACGGAUUAUCAUCGGUAUGGAAAAGUAUGAUAGUUUGGAAGUUGUCGGUGAGGGAAGUUACGGCGUUGUCAUGAAAUGCAAACAUCGGGACACGGGACAGAUUGUGGCGAUAAAGAAAUUCCUCGAGACCGAAGAGGAUGUUCACGUUCGUAAAAUGGCGCUUCGAGAAAUUCGUAUGCUUAAGAAAUUGCGGCAUGAAAAUCUAGUGAACAUGAUCGAGGUAUUUCGUCGACGCAAACGGUUUUACUUGGUUUUCGAAUACCUAGACCACACAUUACUUGACGAAUUAGAGGCAGUCGGAACCGGCCUUGGAAUAGAUGCGUCUCGUCGUCAUAUAUUUCAAGUUCUUCGAGGACUGAAUUACUGUCACACGAACCAUAUUAUGCACCGAGACGUGAAACCUGAGAACGUCCUCGUCUCUCCAAACGGAAUUGUCAAGCUGUGCGAUUUCGGCUUUGCCCGGAUAUCACCCGGGCCGAACGAGUCCUGCACGGAUUACGUCGCAACGAGGUGGUACCGGGCCCCCGAACUUCUGGUAGGAGAUUCCGGCUACGGCAAGGGAGUCGAUGUUUGGGCCGUCGGAUGCCUCUACGCCGAGGCCGUAAGUGGGGAUCCCUUAUUCCCAGGGGAUAGCGACGUCGAUCAACUCUAUCAGAUCAUGAAACUCUUGGGUAAUCUUUGCCAGAAGCACCAAACGAUGAUGGUAAGGAAUAACAAUAUGCGUGGAAUGAGACGAGUAGGUACGGACAUCUGUAUGAUGGGGAACAUCCGAUCACUCCGGUCCAUUUUUCCGUCUUGGCCAUCGACGACGAUAGACUUCCUGUCUCAGUGUCUGAGAAUGGACCCCGACCUCCGUCCGAGUUGUGCGACGCUGCUGGACCAUCCCAUGUUCACCCAAGACUCUUUUGCCGAGCGUUUUUUAGUGGAACUUAAGGAAAUCAUAGCUAAGGAGAUAAUGGACUGUCCCCUGACUCAGCAACGGUUGGAAUCUCGAAGACUGACAGCCCAGCUGCCCCCUGAGAGACCAGCCAGAACAUGUCACAGCAGCACCGGGAGUUGGCGGAUGACCUUGAUCCGGGGCGGAGGCACUUGCAACACGAACAUGUGUCAGCCGGAAAUUGAACGAGCUCGUGAGUCCGUGGCGUCGAUCGAAAGGCCGCCUCUUCUCGCCAUGAAUAGGGCGAGAGAGCCCUGUUAUUUCGGGCCCGUUUCCGUCGUCCCAAAUACGACUUACAUAAGACGCCUUGAGCAUCGGGGUAUACUUGUUCCGGGUACCAAAGGAUGCUCUUUGCCCGCUCUGGCCUCGAGAGAGUCCAGCCAUGCGAAAGAAAACACGAAGAGGAAGAGGGUUGAUCUGCCGCACGUGGACCGCUGAUCGCGCGUCAGCAACGUCGCUACAUUAUGCAAUUUUAGAUUUUAUAAUUUGCAUCUACGUUAUACUUGUGCAGCAUACGAUAUAUUGCUGCAGCCUUGAUGUAUAAGCUAAACAGCUGUCGUACGUUGGAUACUCAUCAUUUGCACGGAUCUUUUUUCUCCGAAUGCGUCUAUUUAUAGACGCAAAUAAUUUCUUCGAAGGUCGCAGCUAUACAAGCGAAAAAUAUCUCCGUGUAAUGAUAUUCCCAUACCAACAGUUACCACAAACUUAGACUGCAAUGGUAUGAUGGUCCCCAACUGGAAUGCUGGCGCUCGAAACAAUCCCCGUAGUGCUUUCUUUAGCGU
This is a messenger RNA of Diprion similis, 1770 nucleotides long. Its product is annotated as cyclin-dependent kinase-like 4. Bases 68 to 1426 code for a protein of 452 amino acids. The transcript has 5 exons. Gene Ontology annotation, cellular component: nucleus. Gene Ontology annotation, biological process: protein phosphorylation. Lineage: Eukaryota; Metazoa; Arthropoda; Insecta; Hymenoptera; Diprionidae. Gene Ontology annotation, molecular function: cyclin-dependent protein serine/threonine kinase activity; ATP binding. The record is from RefSeq and is a predicted model, not a curated record.